Molecule: messenger RNA, 1102 nt
Organism: Ruditapes philippinarum (Manila clam)
Lineage: Eukaryota; Metazoa; Mollusca; Bivalvia; Venerida; Veneridae
Exons: 4
Coding region: 19-597 (192 amino acids)
Source: RefSeq, a predicted model, not a curated record
CAGGUCAUUCUGGACAAAAUGACCAAUGUCCAUUCUACGGACCUACCCCCAAUACUAGGGUACAAAGGUUUUAGGGUGGAGGUAUUUCCAAACAGUGUGUUGAGACGGACUUUAGUUAUCGGGAGUUGUAAAGAACCUGAUGUUGAAAUGUUGCUAUUAGAAACCGUGCAAGAUUUACGGCCUGUAGGAGACAGUGAUACAAUUGGAGACUCUAUAAUACAUCAAGUUAGACAAGAACUACAACAUGCAACAGCGGAUGGUGGAGACAAUAUCAACAUCACAUUGCACAUAUUUUCCGGAAGGCCCGACCCUGUAUGGACCAUACAUCAGACAAACAGAAACUACCAAUCCAUUCUAGACAAAAUGACCAAUGUUCAUUCUACGGACCUACCUCCAGUACUAGGAUACAAAGGUUUUACAGUGGAUGUUAUUCGGAACAGUGUGUUGAGACGGACUUUAGUUAUCGGGAGUUGUAAAGAACCUGGCCUGGAAACGCUGUUAUUGGAAACGGUGAAAAAUUUACCUCCCAUGGGUGACACGCAUCCCAUGGGAAAAUCUUUGAUGGAAUAUGUUACCCAAAGCCUGCAAAACUGUUAAACAGCAUGAAUAUGUUAAAGGCCAAUUAUGCUCCAGAAAUGCUACAAAUUUUACUUUUUAUAAACUUUCAAAUUUUAUUAUCUUGUUACAGUUUUCAAAGUAUUACUUAUUUGCCAUAUACUUGGAAUAUCUUUUGCAAGACAAUAUUGGUAUAAUUAUAGUGAAUUAUUAUAUUGUAUGAAAGUAAAAAAAACUACUUUGUUUACAUUUUGCUACCUUUAUGACACAUUACUGCACGUUCAGCGCUUCUUUCUUUAGUUGGUUAACAUCUAAUAUGCUCUAAAUCCAUUAUUCAAAUACAUGUUUGACAUUUCUUAAGAAUUAAAAAGUAAUGAUUUCUGAGGCAUAAUGUGCCUUUAAACCAUUUUGUUGUCAUUUAUUCCUCUUAUUGCCAUAGUAAAUGUUGAGAGUUAUCAGUUUAACUCAUAAAUAGCUUAAACUUGUUUAAUUCUCAUUAUUUAUUUCGGGCCUAUGUAAGUUGAAAUAAAUAAAUUGUCAAAUAUGU